UCACACACACUCACACACACUCACUCACACACACACACACACUCACUCACACACACACACACACUCUCACACACACACUCGCACACACUCUCACACACUCUCUCUCUUCACCUUUCCCUAUCUCUCUCACUCUUUACAUUUCCCUAUCUCUCUCACUCUUUACAUUUCCAUAUCUCUCUAACUCUCUUUACAUUUCCCUAUCUUUCUCGCUCUCUUUACAUUUCCCUAUCUCUCUCACUCUCUUUACAUUUCCCUAUCUCUCUCACUCUCUUUACAUUUCCCUAUCUCUGUCUAAUUCUCUCUCUCCUCUCUCCUGAACCCUUCCUGACUCCUGAUCACUUCCUGACUCCUGUUCUUGAUCACUUCCUGGCUUUUGUUCCUGAUCACUUCCUGACUCCUGAUCACUUUCUGACUCCUGUUCACUUUCUGACUCCUGUUCCUGAUCACUUUCUGACUCCCUUUUCUGAUCACUUUCUGACUCCUUGUUCCUGAUCACUUUCUGACUCCUGUUCCUGAUCACUUUCUGACUCCUAUUCCUGAUCACUUCAUGACUCCUGUUCCUGAUCACUUCCUGACUCCUGAUCACUUCCUGUUCCUGAUCACUUUCUGACUCCCUUUUCUGAUCACUUUCUGACUCCCUUUUCUGAUCACUUUCUGACUCCAUGUUCCUGAUCACUUUCUGACUCCUUGUUCCUGAUCACUUCAUGACUCCUGUUCCUGAUCACUUCAUGACUCCUGUUCCUGAUUACUUCAUGACUCCUGUUCCUGAUCACUUCAUGACUCCUGUUCCUGAUCACUUCAUGACUCCUGUUCCUGAUCAUUUUCUGACUCUUUGUUCCUGAUCACUUCCUGACUCCUGUUCCUGAUCACUUUCUGACUCGUUCCUGUUUUUCUUCACAUCCCCACCUAUUUUUCUGUGAUUCCAGCACUUUGUUGCCUUUUCCUUCCUUGACUCCACUGUCUUUCACCGGCUAAUUCCCCUAUCCCACUUACCCUAACUACCCUGAACUCCCCCUUGCUGUCUCUCCCUGACUCCCCCUGGCUCUCUCUCUCAGGCUUGCCGGUAUGGUCAUGUUCAGCAUUUGGAGCAUCUUCUGUUCUAUGGAGCCGACAUGAGAGCACAAAAUGCAUCAGGGAACAGCGCUCUGCACCUGUGUGCACUCUACAACCAGGAGAGCUGCGCUCGGGUUCUUCUCUUCCGUGGGGCAAGUAAAGAUAUCCGGAAUUUCAACAACCAGACAGCUUUCCAGGUUGCUAUUAUUGCAGGAAACUUUGAACUUGCAGAAAUCAUCAAAACUCACAAAGAAUCCGACAUUGUGCCUUUUCGGGAAACCCCAAGUUACACAAAGCGCAGACGUGUUGUGAGCUAUGUGGGUCUCUCAUCCCCGCGCUUCCUGCAACGAUCAGCCAGUGACAACAACCUCAAUUCAGAUGGGGCUCAUUAUUCCCCAGUGCCCUCCCUCCGUGGUAUCCCAUCCCAGUUGAUUAGCCAUGGGCCUGAUGUAUCUGGUGGAGCAUUGCUGGGGGAUAGCAGCCUUGCCAGCACUGCCAGCUCCCGCAGUACGCACAGCCGUUCUCCCUCACUACACAGAACACGAGAAGAGAAGGACAUUGAUAGCCACACCCUGAGGAGAGGACGAGGGAAGAGCAGCCCUGGGCCCCUAGAUGUCAGAAGCACUGGCAGUCGAGGGCCCAAAAGGAAACUAUACAGUGCUGUGCCUGGGAGAACAUUCAUAGCUGUGAAAUCAUAUGAACCCCAAGGACCUGGAGAGAUCCAACUCAACAGAGGAGAGAGAGUAAAGGUGAUGAGCAUCGGGGAGGGAGGAUUCUGGGAGGGCUCUGUGAAGGGCCGUUCUGGAUGGUUUCCAGCAGACUGUGUGGAGGAAGUACAGAUGAGACAGCCGGACCCCCGACAAGAAACCCGUGAAGAUCGGACAAAGCGGCUGUUCAGACAUUACACAGUUGGAUCCUAUGACUCAUUCACAUCCCACAGUGAUUACGUUAUCCAAGAGAAAGUUGCUCGGCUGCAGAAGAGAGAGCUGGAGGGAUAUGGCUUUGUGCUGCGAGGAGCCAAAGCAGAGACACCAAUUGAGGAGUUCACACCAACACCAGCGUUUCCUGCUCUGCAGUAUCUGGAGUCUGUGGAUGUUGAUGGUGUUGCAUGGAGGGCUGGUCUUCGAACAGGAGACUUCCUCAUAGAGGUGAAUGGGGUGAACGUGGUGAAGGUCGGACAUAAACAAGUGGUGUCUCUGAUACGCCAGGGUGGCAGCCAUCUCACUAUGAAAGUUGUAUCUGUGAGUCGCAAGCCAGAGAGCGAAGAGGCCAUGCGCAGAAGGGCUCCCCCUCCACCGAAAAGGGCACCGAGCACGACCCUCACCCUGCGCUCCAAGUCCAUGACAGCUGAGCUCGAGGAGCUGGAGCGAUUGGAUGAGAUUCUUGCAGCGUCAGAUGCAUCUUUUAGGCCGGAGAUCGCAGAGGCUGAUUCCCGAGCAGCUACUGUAAAACAGAGACCAACAAGCCGCCGUAUCACCACAGCUGAGAUUAAUUCUCUUUUGGAGCGACAGGGAAUUCCUCAACAUGCAAUAUCCAAGUUCCACUCAGAGAAACCUCGCAUCCCACUUCAUCACGUCAUGUCUCGGACCAAGUCUGUGGGUGAAGAUGAGAAAUGGUCAGACUCUUUCUUUGAUGGGCGUUUCCCACGCAGCACCUCCAUGCAGGACUCAUUAAGAGAAGGCCCAGCCAUACCACCACCCCCACAAAAGACUGCGCCUCCUCCUCCAACUCCAUACUACUUUGACACUGGACCACCACCAGCUUUUUCCCCUCCACCACCACCAAGCAGAGCCUAUGACACAGUGCAUUCCAGCUUUAAACCAGGUUUUGAGGCAAAACUUCAUGGGCUUCAGCAUGGCAUGGGUUCUGCAGAGCUCUUGACUAUGGACCGGGCGCUUCCUCCACCAGACCGUCAAAAGCGUGCUAGAUCCAUGAUCAUCCUUCAAGAUACCUCGCACCUCCCUGUAGAGCCUACAAGCAUUGCACGGCCUGGUCCCUCUUCUACUCCUCCUGAGAAAUUAAAAAGGCGAAGUCGAGCAACAGAUAACCCUUAUGCCAACAUGGGCUUGUUUGCACCAAUGAAGCCACAGCGUAAAAAAAGUCCCCUUGUGAAGCAGCUACAAGUGGAGGAUGCCCAAGAACGUGCAGCACUAGCCAUGGCUGGAGGUUUCUCACGAGAUCCCUCACCAUCUAGACGCAGUCCACGGCAGAGCAUGAUGGAUCUUGGGACUGCACACCAUGAUCCACUUGGAAGCCCCUUUGCAACAGCAUUAGCUGGAGUGAUGAAGGAGCGUGAACGACGGCUAGAUGAAAAGCGCAAAUCCACAGUCUUCCUUUCUGUAGGGGCUCUGGAGGGUACACCUCCUUCCCCAGACUUCCCUUCUUUACAACCCUCAAGAUCUGUUGAUGAGAGAUUGUUAGGUAGCCGCGAUGUUCUGCUCCCUUCCCCAGGUUCCUCUCUCAAGUCCCUAAUGUACAGUAGUUCUCAUUCGACCUUCAUCCAUCCUCUAACUGGAAAGCCCUUGGAUCCUAAUUCCCCCCUUGCACUUGCGCUGGCCGCAAGGGAAAGAGCACUGUCUGCCCAAACAUCCUCUCCCCCUCCUCCAAGAACACCUACCCCUGUGAGGAGUCCAGAAUCAGACAGAGCUCCCCCACUCUUCCUGGAAAUCCAAACCAAAGAGGGGGAAAUAGGAAUGGAGCUGGAGGGAUCUGCUUCUCCAAUUUACAGCCCAUCAGGAUCAUCAGUUAAAGGUCGAUGGGGAGCACCUUUGCGGAGAGAUGGUGAAGGGCGUGCAGAAAAAAGCCCAGAAAGGUUAGAGAGAAAAGUAGAAGAACGCAAGCCCAUGAUCCUAAGCAUUGUAGACACUUCUCAGCAAAAAACUGCAGGGCUUAUUAUGGUGCAUGCUACUAGUAAUGGAACAGAGGAGAAGGAACAAGAGACACCAGCAGCCAGUGAUAAGCAAGAAGCUGUUAAGCCAGCUGAUACAGAAGAGAAAGCACCCUCAAGCUCCUCUUCAGACAAAACACUUGGGCAGGGCAGCUCUGAGGAGGAGGUAGAGCCUUUUGGAGCCACUUUACCACCAGCCAUGCUCUCCUCCAGUGAUGAGGAGACUAGAGAAGAAUUAGCAAAAAUUGGCCUGUUGCCCCCUCCUGAUGCUUUUGCUAAUGGAGUCUUGAUCACAAAACCUGGGACCCCCAUCAGCCAACUGGCCAGGCCUGGUACAUUAGCUUUACCCAGUGCCAAGCCAAUCAGUAGUCAUCCACCCUCAGGGAAGCCUUCUGAUGUCCCACUACCCCAUCCAGAGUCUGCUACAGACUCAGGUGUAGAAGAGGUCGACACCAGGAGCUCGAGUGACCACCAUCUGGAGACUACGAGCACCAUCUCUACUGUGUCCAGCAUGUCUACUUUGUCCUCAGAAAGUGGAGAGCCCACUGAUACCUACACCUCUUAUGCCGACGGUCAAACUUUUAUACUCGAGAAGCCGCCAGUGCCUCCAAAGCCCAAACUCAAGUCACCACUGAUGAAGGGCACCGUGACGUUCAGGGAUCCCCUACUUAAGCAGUCCUCGGACAGUGAACUUAUUGCCCAACAGCAGCUUGCAGCAGGCCGUCCACGCUACCUCUUUCAGAGAAGAUCUAAGCUUUGGGGAGACCCAUUGGAGAGCAGACCUCUUUCCCAUGGGGGUCCUGUAGAGGUAGAAAAGCCGUCAGUUAUAGGGGAAAUCAGUUCCAGACUCCAGUUGUUGAACAAGGACACAAGGUCACUGGGUGAAGAGCCAUCCAUCCCUGGCAUGGAUCCCAGCAAAAAAUCUCCAGUGGUGGCAGCACGGUGAGAAUUACAAUAGAGUGUAGCAAUGAAAUAAGAAUAGAAAAAGAGAAUAUAACUUGGAUGCCCUGAAAAGGUGGUGAACAUCAGUAUCAUUUAAUGGGGGAUGAAACCCCAAAUCUUUUUCAUCAGCUGGUGCGAGUCCAUGAGUCAUCACUUGUGGGAGGAGGCAAAAGACACCCAACACACAAGAGCUUUACAUCCCUCCCAUUUCCCAUGAUCCUUAGUAAUUUUCUUUGGCCUCAUUGUGUGAAAAUUAAGUGCAAUUUUUUUUGUCAUUGAAAGGGGAUCCUUUAACUGAUCUGAGGAAUUAAUCAUCCUCCCAGUAACCCAGUAAUUCAGACUGGCAGAGUCCAGUUAUC
Bombina bombina (fire-bellied toad) is the source of this 5241-nucleotide messenger RNA. RefSeq names its product SH3 and multiple ankyrin repeat domains 3 (gene SHANK3). The transcript is spliced from 14 exons. Gene Ontology annotation, cellular component: postsynaptic membrane; dendritic spine; postsynaptic density. Gene Ontology annotation, molecular function: ionotropic glutamate receptor binding; synaptic receptor adaptor activity. Lineage: Eukaryota; Metazoa; Chordata; Amphibia; Anura; Bombinatoridae. The record is from RefSeq and is a predicted model, not a curated record. Bases 1113 to 4886 code for a protein of 1257 amino acids.